Hemibagrus wyckioides is the source of this 4372-nucleotide messenger RNA. RefSeq names its product inositol monophosphatase 2 (gene impa2). The record is from RefSeq and is a predicted model, not a curated record. Gene Ontology annotation, molecular function: inositol monophosphate 1-phosphatase activity. Lineage: Eukaryota; Metazoa; Chordata; Actinopteri; Siluriformes; Bagridae. The transcript has 8 exons. Bases 334 to 1185 code for a protein of 283 amino acids. Gene Ontology annotation, biological process: phosphatidylinositol phosphate biosynthetic process; signal transduction; inositol metabolic process.
UUUAGGAUUCAGCCUUAUGUUUAUAAACAAACUCGAUUUUUUUCUGGCGAUCUAAAUGAGAGGUUUCUUGCACAACUGUCUGUAUUCAAUCUUAAAUCCGGUGUGUUUGUGCAGCAAUAGCCAUCACUGAUCCGAUACUGAAAUACACACACACACACACAUACACGCACACACGCGCGCGCACCAGGACUACUGAUACUAGCACAUCCAUGCCAGGACUCCAUGCUGCUUUAAAGUCACCGCGGAUACCUUGUCCACGACCCCGAAGCGGUUCACCAUGAGCGGGGACGCACACAGCCGCCUUUUCCGCUAGUAAUCCGCUCAGUUUCCGCCAUGAGCUCGGACACGGAGGCAGAGAGCUGGGCCGAGUGCAUGGAUGUGGCCGUGAGGACAGCGCUCAGAGCCGGCCAGAUGGUCCGGGUGUGUGUGAUGCAAGAGAAGCGUGUGAGCAGUAAAAGCACUCCUACAGACCUGGUGACGGAGGCUGACCAGCACGUGGAGGAAGUGAUCAUCUCCACACUCAGGGAGAAGUUUCCCUCACACAGGUUUAUAGGAGAGGAGUCAUCUGCUGCAGGAGAGAAGUGUGUGCUCACAGAUAAGCCUACAUGGAUAAUAGAUCCCAUUGAUGGCACUUGUAACUUUGUUCACAGUUUUCCCAUGGUUGCAGUAAGCAUUGGCUUUGCAGUAAAGAAACAGCUGGAGUUUGGGGUCAUAUACCACUGUUUUGAUGGAACGUUGUACACUGGGAGGAGAGGCCAGGGGGCAUUUUGCAACGGAGUCCGACUCCACGUUUCGAAGGAGAAAGAUGUUUCCAAAGCCCUCAUUUUAACCGAAAUUGGGGCAAAAAGAGAUAAUCACACACUGGAUAUCUUUUUGGGGAAUAUGAAGCAGAUGCUGAGUACACCAGUCCAUGGAGUAAGGAUCAUAGGCAGCUCAACUCUAGCACUGUGUCAGGUAGCGGCCGGUGCGGCUGAGGCUUACUACCAGUACGGUCUGCACUGCUGGGACAUCGCUGCAGCAGCACUUAUCAUCACUGAAGCAGGUGGCUGUGUGAUCGACACCACAGGGGGUCCUCUUGAUCUCAUGUCUCGCCGUGUUGUGGCUGCCGGCUCCCGAGAGAUAGCAGAUUACAUCGUCCAGCAGCUCAAGCCAAUCAACUACGGCCGUGAUGACGAAGACCCCUGACCCAGUGACCAGCCUUGAACCCUUCAUCAGCAAAUCUCAGCCUUUACCUCAGAUCCCUACAAUCCUGCCAUGUUAUCUGCGGUGUCUUUUAUGCAAUGCUCUUUUUUAUAGAGUUUAUGAUUUUUUUUUUUUCUGCCACUCCACCGGAGGACUAAAGUAAUGCCUUAUAUUGCAGUGCUUUUUCCUGAGGAAAUAUAUGAGUGAAUAAACUGAACCUAAUUUUGCUGCACUGCACGUUCCUGAGCAUAAGUACAGAUUUUGGCAACUAGGUCCCAUUAUGCAAUUCAUGUAUUUACUCAGGAAUUAAACAAGUCUUUUGUAAUUUAAGGCUUUAAUUUAUAUAAAAAGUAGCCAUUAUAUAAUGGCUUUAAAUGAAAGAUAAUGUAAACAUACUCUCACUGAGCACUUUAUUAGAAACACCUAUAUACCUACGCAUUGAUGCAAUUAUCUAGUCAGCCAAUCUUUGGUAGCAGCACAGUAUAUAAAAUCAUGCAGAUACAAAUGAAAAGCUUCAGGUAUUCACAUCAACAUCAGAAUGGAGGAAAAAAUGUGAUCUCACUACCUGGCAUGCUUGUUGACUCCAGACAGGUUGGGUUAAAUAUUGUAGAAACUGCUAUUAAUCUCUUGGUAUUUUCACACAUAAAAGGGUGUACAAAGAAUGGAGUAUUAGAGUUUACAAAGAAUGGUGCAAAAACAAAAGCCAUUAAUACCUUGUUGAUAAGAGAGGUCAGAGGAAAAUAGCCAGAUUAGUUCAAGCCAACAGGAAGGAUACAGUGACUUAAUAAGAACUCUUCACAACUGUGGUGAGCAGAAAAGCAUCUCGGACACAAAAAACCUUAAUCAUUGACUAAAACAGCAAAAGACAACAUUAGGUUCCACUCCACAGUGGGCACAGGAUCACCCAAACUGGACAGUCAAAGAUUAGAAAAUGACCGCAUUUGUUUUUUUUUUUUUCCUUCAGUUGUCCUGAUUUAGUGAGUAGCCUUCGAUUCCUGUUCUCAAUCCUUGAGUUGCAUGGGUUCCACUCCUGUCAGGCGCUCCAAGUCUUCUGCUGUUGUAGCUCAUCCAACUCAAGGAUUGAUGUUUUGUGUUCUGAGACACUUUUUCUGCUUAAUCGCAGUUGUUACUGAGCAUACACACUGUAUCCUUCCUUUUAGCUUGAUCCAAUCUGGCCAUUUUCCUCAGAUUUGGAAUGAUAUGAACAAGUCAUUUCCACCAAUAGAACUAAUUCCCACUUGAUGUUUCUUGCUUUUCAAACUGUUUUGUAUAAACGUUAGACUCUAGAGACCAGAUCAUCAGUUAUAGAAAUAUUCAGACCAGCCUAUUUGGCAUCAACAAUCAUGUCAUGGUCAAAAUCACUGAUCACAUUUUCCCCCCAUUCUGAUGGUUGAUGUGAACAUUAGCUGAGGCUGCAGCUUGUAUCUGCAUGAUUUUAGGCAUUGUACUGCUGCAACACGAUUGGCUGAUUAAAUAAUUACAUGAAUGUAUAGGUAUAAUAAAAUGCUCAGUAAGAGUAUAAGAGCUCUCAUUAUUGUGGUGAUUUAUUAACACCAGUGUGAACAUAUUUGCUUGUGUACUUUUCUGAGUGUUGUGUGUUGCCACUUACAUAGUCAGCAAAACUUCAGUGUACUCUCUUAGCUUCAGAUUUACUCCAUGUUUGGAGCCGACGUGUUUUUUGUUUUGUUUGUUUUUUUCGUACAGAACACGUUCUUCUGUAGCAAGUGAAAAAGCAAUGAACAUAAUGAAUUGCUGUGGGUCCAACAUUUUGCUAUAGUGAAUAAUGCACAAUAAUAAUCUUAGCGUAGCUCCCCUGAAGUUUUUACCAUCUGGAAGGAAUAUGAAGGCUUUAUAUAAAAAAGUAAUAGCGCCUGUGGAUAAAUAUACACUGGAUAGAAUGUUCAGGAGUAAUUUCACUUGGAUUAAAUGUUUCAACCCAAAGCAACUUUCAGGAAAUUCUAACUAUACCUACAUACUGAGAAGCUUCUUUCUUUGAAAGUGUAUUGAGAUUAUACUAUAGUCACUGUAACAGCUUGCAAUGCUUACCAUACUGGCAUCUAUUUAGUAGUAACUCAUCCCUACAUGUACACUGCAUAUGUACAGUACUAACCUGACACUUUGCCUGUACCCCUGCUCAGUCAUACAGGAAUCCGAACGAUCCAAUCAGCCAAUCACAGCACAAUGCACAUAAUCAUGCAGAUUCAAGUCACAGUUAAUGUCCACAUCAGUCAUUAGAAUGAAGAAAAAAUGUGAUUGACCAUGGCAUGGUUGUGCCAGACUGAUUGGAUAAAUUUUAUAAAAUGUCAGUCUGGGAUUUUCACACGCAACAGCCUCUCAAGUUUACACAGAUUGGUGAAAAACAAUCAUAUUUUAUUCUUAUUACUUCUUUUUGAGUGAGUCUAUGCUCAUGAUCAUGUUCCUCACUCACAGGAUGGAGGGGAACCUGAUGUGAAGGGGAACUUCUGCUGUUGUAGCUCAUCUGCCUCAAGGUUCAACUAUUGUUUGUUGUGCAUUCUGGGAUGCUUUUCUGCUCUAUAAAGUUACCAUAGCCUUCCAGUCAGCUUGAAUCAAAGUGACUAUUCCUUGCUGACCUCACUGCUUGAAUUGUUUUGUUUUUCACACUAUCCUCUAUAAACUCUCGAGACUGGGUUGUAUUUAAAGGAUGUUGGAUAGACCAGGGGUGUCCAAUCUUAUCCAUAAAGGGCUAGUGUGGUUUUUCAUUUCAAGCAACCAGGAGCCACACCUAAUUAGCUGAUCCUGGCUUUUAAUAGAAAAUUAUGUCUGGCUUCUGCUUGGUUGGAAUAAAAACCUGCACCUACACUGGCCCUUACUGGAUAAGACCGGGCAUCUGUAAUUAAGGUUUUAAUCUGGAUUAAUUAAUUGAGAGACCAGCUGUUAGUGGAUUUUGGCUUAUACACGAAGGGGGUUCCUAAAGCUAAUAUGCUGUUUUAAUAUUCACGGUUUACCUUUUUAUGCAUUUUAUAAUGGGUAACUACACAAACAACAAUUUGUCUCUUUCAGGGCAGGACCUCUGUGUGCGUGUUAGAUGAGCAUUCCUCACUGAUCCCAUGUUGUUGUGGACUGAACAAAAAUCUACACACUGCUCUUUUAUUGCCUACAAUGUUAGCACCACGCACUCAAUGUCCACUGUGUGUUUCAGUUCAACUAUGAAUAAAGUUUAAAGACAAUU